GGUUGAAAGAAACCGGUCAGCCGAGUAAGGAGGCAUUCCGUAAAGUAGCGUCAGAAAUCCACCAAGCUUUCUCACAAAUUGGCUUUGUUUACCUCAUAAACCAUGGCAUUUCAAAAGAACAAGCUUCCUCCAUUUUUCAGAAGUCCCGCGACUUCUUUCUGCUUCCUCUUGAAGUAAAAGAAAAGUACAAGAGACUUCCAAAUCAUUACGAUGGCUACCUUAGCCCGGAUAAAGAAAUUCUCCAGUCGGGCGUACAAACAGAAAUGAAAGAAAGUUAUUCAAUAGGCAACAGUGAGUCCAUCUUUCCAUCUCAAGAAGACGCUCCUGGUUUCAAACAAACUUGUCUUGACUUCCUCAGCCCAUGCGUGGCCCUGUGUCGACGCUUUUUGGUGGUCCUGGCCUUAUCUUUAGACCUCGCAGAAGACUUUUUCUUGAAGAGACACAAAGAACUCACGAAGUACAAAGAAAACCCAUCAUCAUUAAGAAUUCUUUACUACCCUCCUGUGACAAACGUGACUGACCCUACAACCGUUCGUUGCAGUGAACAUUCCGACUUUGGGACGGUGACAUUUUUAUUUCAAGACAGUGUUGGUGGUCUGGAGGUGAAAACGAAAUCAGGAGAAUGGAUACCUGCUACGCCGCUAGAGGGAGCCAUUUUGGUGAACGUCGGAGAUUUGUUGGCUAUAUGGAGUGACGGACUAUAUCCGGCCACUCCUCAUCGAAUCCUGGUGCCGAGGGAGGAAACUAAAAAGCGGUGUUCAAGAAGUUCUUUAGCCUACUUUGUUCUACCUGAUGACAUCGUAAUGGUGGAACCUCUCGAUGGAUCCAACAGAUUUCCUACAGUUAACGCAGCUGAAUAUCUUUCUAGCAAAUUGAAAACAGUGCUAACUUAUAUCUAACUGUUCAUAUUUGUAAUAUCUAGUCAGGAAAUUAGUUAAUGUCCACUAAACAAUGUGUUACGUAUCUGCUUGUUUGUUUGUUUCCGGUAGAAAUUACUUCCGAGGAUUAUCAGUGGUACAAGUCCUUUCUUGAUUAAACCAUUUUAUUCUUUCUCGAUACAAACUUGUAGUACACGGUAGUUCCAUAAUCAGUAUGUUUCUCGUCACUUUAAACUUAACAACUUUUAUAAUACAUGCUAUAAAUCACAGUGAUUCACAAUCUGGAUAACUUCGCUCUCGACGAGUGCAAAACACACACUUUACGGCUCACUAGCUCAAAACUAACAGAAUCAUAAAUUACACGGAAUUCAAGGUAAUUACUGCUCUCUCUUCAUUGAUCUAUCCACUGGCUUUCACUGUCAGGCUUAUAUACUAACGAAGAGGGCAUCUCGUACACAAUCGGACUUCCCCGAUCAUUUGAGAAACUCAUCACGCACGCGCCAGCAGCGUCACGUGACUUCCGCUGUCGUAACAAAUGCAUCAAGUUCACAGUUAUAAACUGUUACUCGAUGUACUUACUUCAAUUAAAUUACCAGUACUUACUUCAAACAAUAUCACUUUGUAUCUGUUGUCGGUUUCUUCACCAGUUUCUGCUUGGUUUACCUCCUGUCGUAGGUUAGGCCUCUGGGAUGAUAAUAUCUUCCAUUGUUAAUCCGAGACCACGAUAAUAUCAUAAAACUUUGGCCUAGAUCUAAAACUCGUACAAGCUAUUAUUAUUAUUUGACAAAAGUCUGUGUGUGUCCGUCC
Molecule: messenger RNA, 1685 nt
Organism: Limulus polyphemus (Atlantic horseshoe crab)
Lineage: Eukaryota; Metazoa; Arthropoda; Merostomata; Xiphosura; Limulidae
Product: probable iron/ascorbate oxidoreductase DDB_G0283291
Exons: 6
Molecular function (GO): dioxygenase activity
Source: RefSeq, a predicted model, not a curated record